This is a messenger RNA of Xyrauchen texanus (razorback sucker), 1957 nucleotides long. RefSeq names its product uroporphyrinogen decarboxylase (gene urod). Gene Ontology annotation, biological process: heme biosynthetic process. Bases 128 to 1237 code for a protein of 369 amino acids. The transcript is spliced from 10 exons. Lineage: Eukaryota; Metazoa; Chordata; Actinopteri; Cypriniformes; Catostomidae. Gene Ontology annotation, molecular function: uroporphyrinogen decarboxylase activity. Gene Ontology annotation, cellular component: cytosol. The record is from RefSeq and is a predicted model, not a curated record.
UCAGUUUGGUGGCGUGACGUCAUUCAUAUUGUUGCAGUCAAGUGCAUGUCAUUCAGUGUCAAAACAGCUUGUCAAGUCUGCAGAAAUACGUUUAAGGUUUAUUCUCCGCUGAACCUGACUGCCGAUAAUGGAUGAGGACAAUCUGUUUCUCCCCAAAGACUUCCCAGAGCUGAAGAAUGACACAUUCCUAAGAGCAGCACGAGGAGAGGAGGUAGAGCACAUUCCAGUUUGGUGCAUGAGACAGGCUGGUCGCUACCUGCCAGAAUUUAGGGAAUCUAGAGCAGGGAAAGAUUUCUUUGAGACAUGUCGCUCCCCUGAAGCUUGUUGUGAACUGACGCUACAGCCACUCAGACGAUUCCCAUUUGAUGCUGCCAUCAUCUUCUCUGACAUCCUAGUGGUGCCUCAGGCCAUGGGAAUGGACGUUGAGAUGACUCCAGGAAAGGGCCCCACAUUCCCAGAACCAUUGAAGGAGCCUGAAAAUCUGCAGCGACUUAAGACUAAAGUGGACGUGUCAUCUGAACUCAACUAUGUUUUCAAAGCCAUUACUCUAACACGACACAAAAUAGAGGGAAAUGUUCCUCUCAUUGGCUUCACUGGAGCUCCGUGGACUCUAAUGUCCUACAUGAUUGAAGGAGGAGGUUCUACCACACAUUCAAAGGCAAAGCGCUGGCUAUACAGGUACCCGGAGGCCAGCCACAUACUACUGAGCCAGCUUACUGAUGUCAUAGUGGAGUAUCUUCUCGGCCAGGUCAAAGCUGGAGCUCAGGCACUCCAGGUUUUUGAGUCUCAUACUGGUUGUUUGGGCCCAGUGGAGUUUAAAGAGUUUUCUCUGCCAUAUCUGAGGGAUAUUGCGCGUCGUGUUAAGGACAAGAUAAAAGAAUCUGGUUUGGACAAUGUGCCUAUGAUUGUUUUUGCUAAAGAUGGUCAUUAUGGGCUUGAGGACCUCUCUGAGUCUGGUUAUGAAGUGGUGGGUCUAGACUGGACCAUAGAUCCGAGUUCAGCACGUGUGAGGACCGGAGGAAAAGUUAGUUUGCAAGGCAACAUGGAUCCCUGCUCUCUUUACGCCACUAAGGACCGUAUAUCGGAGAUUGUGAAGAAGAUGUUGGAGGGCUUUGGCACCAAGGGCUACAUUGCAAAUCUAGGUCACGGCCUUUACCCUGACAUGGAUCCGGAGAAUGUGGGCGCAUUCGUGGAUGCCGUUCACACCCACUCUCGCCAGCUCCUCAACCGCAAAUAAGACAUUGCAUUCUCUCGCUCCAUUAGAGGAACUGAAGCAGAUGAGAAACAACUGUCUACCCCAGAGUGCAGCGCCAAGCUAUUAUUCUUAAAGGAAUAGUGCACUCAAAACUGAAAAUUGUCAUUGUUUACUCACCCUCAUGUUGGUUCAACCCCGUAUUAUUUUCUUUCUUUUGUGGAACGCUAAAGGAGAUGCUAGAAAUGUUAGCCUCGGUCAUCAUCAAUGAAAGUGAAUUAAACAUGAGUGUGAGUAAAUGAUGACAGAAUUUGUAUAUUUUGACACAAUUUUCAUUUUAAGUGAACUAUCCAUUUAAUAGUAUCUUAAGAAUGGGCUUAUACUGAGGGGCCUGACUCAUUUCAGUUAUUAUGUAGGCCAUCUAUCUACUUUACCUAAAUCAAUUCUGCUUUUUAUUAUGACUUCACACCAAUCCAUCUAAUCUUUAAUUUAAUUUUUACUCAAAAUGUCUUUCAACUGGAUGGAUGUGUUUUCAUUACAGCGAAUACACUGUAUGAUUACUGAGCAAUCUGAAAUAAGCGAAGGAGGAUAAAAUCUCAUUUAAUUAUGAAGCGCUGCAUGGGUUUGUUUUUGAUACAGUACCAUAGUAACACCUGGGCCGUGACCGUCUUCACUGGAAUAGUGACUGACAUUAAUAAACCUCUGAGAAUGUGUGUACAUUUAAAUGGAUGUUUAUUUGAAGCAAAAUAAAGAGUGAUCCUUUUA